AUGGGCGGCAGUGGCAGCACCGCAGGCUCAAAGAUGAAAGGGCGGAGCGAGAAAAUGCAGGUGAGCCCAAGGCAUUUCGUCUUGAAGACGCCUAUGGAAGGGCCGUGGCCAGAGAACAUGAAGGUUUGCGUGUUGGCCAAUGGGUGCUUCUGGGGCUCGGAGAAAGGGUUUUGGCGCCUCCCAGGUGGAGGCAUCCAUGCCACUGCGGUGGGAUAUGCGGCUGGGCAGACCCCCAAUCCUACCUAUGAGGAGUGCUGCAGCGGACGAACAGGCCACACAGAGGCCGUCCAGGUUGUCUACGAUCCAGAGAAGAUCAGCUUGGUGGACAUUCUGCGCUGGUUCUGGGAAUCCCACGAUCCGACCCAGGGCAUGGGGCAGGGGAACGAUCGCGGCACCCAGUACCGAAGCGCGCUGAUCUAUUUCGACAAAGAGCAAGAGCAGCUUAUGCGCGCCAGCAAAGCAGCCUACGAGAAGGCGCUGCUUGAAGCCAGAAGAGGCAAGACCGGCAGCAUCACCACGGAGAUUGUGGCUGCGUCCGACUUCGAGACGCCCUUCUAUUAUGCCGAGGACUACCAUCAGCAGUAUUUGGCCAAGCCUGGUGCGAGGCCAUACUGCAGCGCGCAGCCUUUGCAGGUUCCUCUGCCGGCCUUCGAGGAGUGGGCGCCCCCGGAGCUCAAGUCGCACGCGCCGAAGCUCCCGGAGGACUUCUGGAAGGAGCAUGCUCCCAAGCCCCACUGCAGCUUGGCAGUCCAGAAGCCUUGCGAGGUGGCGUGUUUUUGCCGCCCCGUGCACUGCACUGCAACGUUUCGACGUGCCCUCGCCAUACCCAGGACAGCGAUUCCCUUCUCGGACGUUCGGUGCAAAGGUUUUCAUCUGGCAGCCACACUUCGUCGCUUCACUGCCAUGGCUGCCAAGCUAGAAGAGGAAGAGGAGGCUUUGCGCGUCUUCGUGCAUGAGUGGAGGGAGAUCCUCCGAAAAGAAGAGGAGAAGGAGAUUGAGGAGUUUCUGAACUCUGCACACAAGGAUCUCAGCGAGUGGCCGCCGCUUCUUGGGUCUGCACAGGACGGCCAAGAAGCCACUUUCGAACCUCAUGACCUGGUUCACGACCUGGCGACGGAUGCAAACACGGCCACGACCUGCACGCCCACGUGCACACCUCAAUCCACAUCGCCGACGGCCGAGAGGCCCGAGAGGCCCGAGAGGCCCGAGAGUCACACCGAGCCGGUCCAGGAGGCCAUGAAAGUCCAAACGCGCGAGGGGUCCCCACAACAACUCGCAGAGCCCACCGUGGUAGAGCCCACCACGGCAGCGCCCACCACGGCAGCGCCCACCACGGCAGCGCCCACCACGGCAGCGCCCACCACGGCAGAGCCCACCGUGGCGGAGCCUGCUGCGGUAGAGCCUGCAGUUGCAGAGGUGGAGGAGAAUGAGAGCAUUUCGGGCAUGCCGAACACCAAGGAUGUUGCAACGCCGAGCGCGGUGGGGUCAGAGGGUGCAGCAGAGGCAGAGAAGGCAGAGCCACCAGCACCGGCAGCGGCAGAGCCACCGGCAGCGGCAGCACCGGCAGCGGCAGCACCGGCAGCGGCAGCAGCUGAGCCCGCCCCUGAAAAGCCGCAGGUGGACCACGAAGCGGUGAAGGCGGCGGCCAAGCGGGCUGCAGAGAUCUUGAGCGGGCUGACGAAGCCCCUUGAGUACGAAGUCCGCGAGGCGGUGCCCGUGCACGAAUCCCCGGAUCCCAACUCCAAGAGCUUCCGCGUGCUCUCACCCGGUCAGAUGGUCCAUGGGUAUCCGGGCUCUGGGUGGCUAAGGCUGCAGCCCGGCAGCAGCACGAGCGGUUGGGUUCACAUCGGUCGCAGCCUGGCUGUGCAGUGCUUGUUGCCGACUGUGCGAGCACGCUACUUGGAGGGGGUGGACGUUGCAUGGCCUGGCUUCAAGGGCCUCCUAAAGCCAGAUGUGAAAGUGGUCUACAUCGUCGAGUGGCGUUGUAAGAAGUCAGGAGCCGCCGGGCAUGCCGUGUGCCACAAGCCGCAGGAGGUGGUCUCCAACAUGCCUCCGGGGAAGCCCUUCGAGCUGCAUGUGGCCGUCCGGAUUCGUGGACCAACAACGCCAGGCGCAGAUUCACCGCCCGAGGUGAGGUUUGCUGGCCCAUGGAUCGAGUCACAGACUUUGCAGAUCAAGACUGAAGAUGAGGAGGAUGCAGACUCCUGCUUGGAUCCCUUUGGGACAUCCCGGGCUGGGUGCUUGAACUGUCAAUGCUAUGGCUUCAUCUGGCGACCUGGUCUGGAGGAGCAGGAAGAGGAAGACCCAGACGCCGCCCAGCGCUUGGGGCUCAACGCGGAUCCAGAGAGCAUCAAGUGCAUGCGGUGUGGUGAUCCUUUUGAUUCCCAUGCACGGAGUGGCACACCGGCAGCCACCCGAUUAUUGGAGAGCCGCCCCCUUCGCAAGUACCUGGUCGUGCACCCACGCAUCUUUGUUCGGAGCCAGCGCAGCACAUCCGGAGAUGCCCUGGGAGCCCUACGCCGCGGCACCGAGGUUGCCGGCUGCUGCGAGGGCAACUGGCUGCACCUCAGCCAGGAGUGUGCACGAGCCAUGAACGCCAUGCCGCGCGGCGGCUCAGUGAGCUCCAAAGCCAAGUACGUGGAUGCUUGGGUCUUGAUCGAUGGGGCUUCCGUCGGCUUCCAGUCAGACCUGCUGGUGCCAGAGGAGCUUGCCCCAGCGGAUCUCCGAGAACAGAUCCAGCAAGAGGAGGAGGAGCGCCAGCGCAAGGCAGCCGAGGCUGCCAAGCGCCAGGCGAAGAACUCCAAGGAGUCCAAAGAUUCCAAGAAGCCCGUGGAGCCGGACAGCGAAGAUGAGGUCGGCGCCUUACGUUUGGAUCCGCUGGUGGGCCUGAUGGACGUGUUGUACACGAAGCCCACGGACUAUUUGGUCUUGAAGCCUCAACUCCCCAUCCACCGUCGACCCUCCACCAGUUCUCGCAGCUUAGGGCAGCUGAAGAGAGGUCAGAUUGUGUCGGGAUGGCCGCAAGGGUCCUGGGUGCUGUUAGCACCGGAAGGUGAGAAGCCCGCGAAGCCCACGAAGCCCAGUGAAUCCAAGGCAGGUUGGGUGCUGCUGGAUGCAGGCACUUUGGGCUUUGGGCACCAGCUCCAAGCACAGAUGCCGGCAAUCAAGGACAUCCAGGCAGUCUCCGAGUCUGCUGUCCUGGAGUGGGCCAAGUUCCCAGCAAGGACGGUGGAGUACCAAGUGGAUUGGGCAGAGUCCGAAAAGGAGGAGCCUACAGUGGCUGUGCAGAGGGAGACCAUGUCCAGAGCGCGUGUCCACGAGCUGCCGCCGGACACGAAAGUGAACUUCCGCCUCACUGCCAGAGUCUACACUGCACCACUGGAGAAUGGUGGAGAGGUUUUUGCCGAGGUGGUUGGGCCUUGGGAGGAAGCAGAGACGGGAGCUGCCAUCGAGGAGAUGGAGGAGGGCAACUUGUGCGUUGACCCACUUGCAAACUUACGUGGGCGCUGCAUGGACUGCAACUGUCGUGGCUUUGUGCUCGCCGAGUACGGUGAGCGACCUCGGACAGGCGACACGCUCGAAGAGGUGGUGUGUCGCCGCUGCAGCUGUUCUUGCGUCCGCCACUUCAUCCUCGGUGAGUUCCACUACCGGAAUCCACACAACACGAGCGCACGAGCUGCAAAGGAGAAGGAAAAGGCCCCCAACAAGGCGCCUACACAGACACCGCAGAAGGCUUUGCCGGCCCCAGAGGAGAAACGCCCGACCACUUGGCGACCGGAGGACGCCUCGGAUGAGCGGCUGCCUUUUGUCCUGGACAAGGUGGGCGAAGCCCACAGCCUCUACGAGACGCUUGGGGUGAGCCCUGACGCAGACAAGGCGGCCAUACGCGUCGCAUACCGACAGGUCUCGCUGAGCAUCCACCCUGACAAAGUGGGACAUUAUGAUGAUCCUGACUUGAAGUUGCAGGCUGAGAAUGCUUUCAAGGUGGUUUCUGCCGCAUACGAGGUGCUUGGAGAUGACAAGCUGAGAGCCGAGUAUGACCGGAAGCUUCGGCUAACCGGAGCGACCUUCUUCACCCGAUCUGGGGGCCGAUCGAACCUGACGAGCAUCGCCUUUCUCAAGAAGUUCCUCAGCAAAGAGAAGGGCGGUUUUGGCUGGGACCUUACAUCAAAGCCACCUGGGGACUGGGAGGAGCAGGCGCCGGGCGUCUAUGUGCGCAAGGCGAAGCCCGCCGAGCAGCCUUCCCAAUGA
This is a messenger RNA of Symbiodinium natans, 4251 nucleotides long. Lineage: Eukaryota; Dinophyceae; Suessiales; Symbiodiniaceae. The record is from the annotation of a GenBank genome assembly.